Messenger RNA from Aspergillus steynii IBT 23096, 2982 nucleotides. RefSeq lists its product as uncharacterized. The record is from RefSeq and is a predicted model, not a curated record. Bases 380 to 2554 code for a protein of 724 amino acids. The transcript has 2 exons. Lineage: Eukaryota; Fungi; Ascomycota; Eurotiomycetes; Eurotiales; Aspergillaceae.
UCUGAAACAAAGGAGAAACCAUGUACUAUCUCUGUACUACCCCAUGUAUUGUGGACCUGAGGCAGAAGUCAGCCCUGCGAGGCUCCAAAGCCUUUCCUGCGUCUCCCCUCUUUCUCCCUUCUCCAACGUGCAUCCAUCCCCUUUUAACCCAAAUCGCUCCCUCCAACUUGGUCUUUCCUUCACAUUCUUUACCCUGGCAUCUUCCGUCGAACUCUCCCUUCAGAUCAGCUAAAUGCGGCGUUGCCAAGCUGCCCCGAUCCGUCCAUCUCAAGUCAGCUUCAUCCAAUUUGACGCCCCGUUUGGCUGCUCAAAGUCCCCUUUCCCGCCGAUUGGACACUUCUCGAAUCUUAAAUAGAUUGCCUGAGUCAACUCGAAGAAAAUGAACGAAGAACCGGAGCCUCAAGUGAUGUCUAUCCAGCAACGCAUCGCCGCCCUGAAACAGGCCCAGACUGGACACGGUUCCGAGAGCGCAGCCCCGCCGUUCCUGGGUUCGCAACCAACUCCCCUGCCAUCGCGUCCAGCCCCUUCGCGGAAUCAAACGAUCAAUAAUCCUCCGUCCAACGUCCCCCCACCCCCCUACGAAGAGGUUCAACAGAAACCGGCUCUACGACCCCCGCCUGCAGUGCCUCCGAACGGCCGGAAGCCAAAGGUGCCCCCACCCUUGCCCACUCGAAAGAGCUCCACGCAAUCGGCUCCGGCACUACCGCCGCGCAGACCCUCAGAGAUCUCCCGGAAGGUCUCGUUAGAAUCGGUGGCUUCGGAUGCCUCUCGUUCGACGUCUACAAGCGCGGGGAGGACUACGGGAACAUCGGCGACCUCCAUUGACUCUAGCUCUGUUCGGGGGGUACGAGCGCCCGCGUGGGGUGAAGCGGAACUCCCUCCGCUGCCUCCCAAGAGACAGGAGCAGACAUCACGAUCGCGGCCGUCGACCGCGAACUCCAGCAGAAGUCGCUCGCAAUCUCGACCGUCCCUGCCUAGUCGCCGGGAAUCGACGAAUAGCACCUCGACUGAUGGUGGCUCAUUCGUGAGCCAGCCGCCGCCACCAUUACCCUCUCGGGGUACCAGGGACAAAUCGCCUGGUGUAAAUGCAGAACCCGCCGUCAGACCACCGCCCAGGAAGCUUCCGCCGCCGCCACCCUCAAACAAUGUGCUCGAGAAGAUCCAGCAGUCUGGGCUUGGGGGGAUAAACAAAAACUCGGAAGCAUCAGACAGCGCCCCGCCACCUGUCGCCAGACCUCCAAGUUCAAAUGGUGUUCUGGGCAAGCUUCAGAAUUCUGGACUGGGAGGGAUCACUAGAAUUCCAGAGGUUCCCGAACGAUCAAGUGAGCCGGCCGAAGAACCUGCCUCGAAUGGAGUGCCACCACCCGUCCCCUUGGCGUCUCGCCCCGACCUGUCCAAAAUCAUGGCGACGAAACCUCGUAUGCAAAGCAAUGGCUCGCCGGCUGCGACACCCAGUGUGACCUGUCUGAAAUGCCGCGAUUUCUCGGGCCCGGACGCGCACGCGGCUCAAUACCCGCGCCAAUCUCUUCCCACCCACGAUAUGGCCUGGCUGGCAAGAGAGCUAACGGCCCCCUUCCCGUCCCAUACCGACAAAGCCCGAGCACUUUUCACCUGGUUCCACCAUAAUAUAGAGUACGAUGUGCACUCCUUCUUUAAUAAUUGCGUAAAACCAUCGACUCCCGGCUCGACGCUGGCCACCGGACUGGCAGUGUGUGAAGGCUAUGCCGGUUUAUUCGCGGCACUCGCAGCCCAUGCUGGGAUGGAAGCGGUCAAAAUUUCCGGUCAUGGCAAAGGUUUCGGCUACAAUGCCCCGGCACCGGGCUCUAGCUUACCGCCGUUCAAAGCGAGCCACGCUUGGAACGCGGUGAGAAUCGACAAUGGACAAUGGAAACUUCUCGACGCCUGCUGGGGUGCCGGGGUGGUGCAAGGCGCCGGGAAGCCGUAUAAGAAGCAAUUCAAUGCGGCCAUGUUCACCGAUUCCAACGACGAGUUUGGGCUUCGCCAUUACCCUUCGGAUCGAGCCCGAUUCUACCGGGACGACGGGCGACCCGAGAUCAGCUGGGAAGAGUACCUCGUGGGCAACCCAAACUCGCCGCUUGGCGCCGAGCAGCCGACGAUAUUCACGGACGCAAAGAAGCACAGCAUUGGGGAGCGCUCGUUCCGACCGGAUGCCAAGGAAAUCUCGGUUCAUCAGUCUGGGCCGAUGCGCUUCCAGUUCGGGCUCAUUUGUGAGCACUGGACACUGGCAAACCACAGCCGGGCCAAGCCUGGGCUUUUCCUACUGAUGGUGCACGGCGUGGACGGUCGGAAGGACGACAGGCUGCCUUUUACUCAUGCCCGGGGCUCCGGACCGAACGGGGGCGGGGACUUUUGGUUUGUGGACGUCCCGGACGCCAGAGUCUUGGGAGCGCCGGGACAAAAGCUGCAAAUUGCCGUGCUCACUUCAUUCGGUGACCAGAAGGACGCCCGGGGGGUAACUGCGGAGGAAUAUCGGCGACAGGUUGGCCGAGUAGGCAUGUCAUGGGCUUACAUUGCGGAGUGGCAGCUCGUGUGAAAAGCGAAAACCCUGCACCAGUGGCCUUGGCCUCUGUCGGUGGCGUCCAUCUCUUUCCUUUUUUUUUUUCCCCCUCUUUCGUUCCUUCGUUUUCAUCCCCACUUGAAAUCCUUGAUACCAGCACAUAAUGAUCGGGUUUAUCCCGUUGCACCGCAUCAGCAUACGAUUUUGACAUAGGCAACAUACACUAAUGAUAAUGAUGACUGGCAUUUCCCAUAAUUUCCUGCUAUUUUUGGACCGUUCAACGGUGUCAUAAAAACUCUUCGGUGCGUGUGAUCGGAGUGGCACCAUUUGUCCGGAGCUGUAAAGGAUCUUGUCCACGUGUGCCGAAGUCCAGCUUGUUUUCUUUCGGGGUCUGUGUUUCAUUUGUUUGACCAGUCUCUUUCGUCCUUCCAUUAGUUUGUUGCAUAUAUUUCCGGCCCUAAGAU